GCGGCCUGUGUUUUAAUCACGAAGACCUGCCCUUGGUACCUCCCACCCUCUCAGCCUUCAUCAAACUAUUCAUGAUUGGCUGCAGCUGCGGCCCAGGGGCGGGCUGAAGAGGCCAAUUUCUCUUGUGGAUUGGCUACGUGCUAUUUAUUCCUCGUUCUGCUCAGCGAGGGCCAGCCCCUGAGGGGGAGAAGUCUCGUCUCAUUGGCUCCUGAUCGUUUCCUUGGGGACGUGGCGCCGCGGCCGGUCUGGCCCUCCUUCCGGCCAAGAGUCUGAGAAAAGCGGUUUGGCCGGGCCGGGAGCUAUCUCGGACCGCGCUCUGCGGACCUUCGGGUCAUAUAGCGGCCUGCGGGAGAGCGAUCCUUCAUAGUCGGCGGGAGAGGCAGGCAGCAAGGAAGGGUCGCCUACGGGUCGGUCCCUCUGACCGGGAGGCGGCAAAGCAGUUCCCCAGAGGAGCUGGAGCAGGGGGUGCCGGAGCCGGACCGGGCUGGGCCGGCGGGGCUCUACGACCGGGCCUUUUCACAAACCGUCAUCUUUCCAGGCUGGCGCAGACGGAGAUGCCCGGGACGGGGAAACCUCCUUGUCAGGGAAAAAGGAAAAGGAGGUGACAGGGGCUGAGCCCCCCGCCCUGCCCUGAGGGAGCCGAUGGCCAGGAUUAGUUUUUCAUAUCUCUGCCCGGCCUCCUGGUAUUUUACUGUGCCUACAGUGAGUCCAUUUGCACGCCAGCGGGUAGCUUUUCUGGGACUUCUCGUUAUAUCCUGUCUUCUUCUACUUAUGGUUGUAGUGGACUUUCGACACUGGGGCUCUACUUCACCUCAAGACAGACAGUACGAAAGGUAUUUAGCUCGAGUAGGAGAACUAGAAGCUACAAACACUGAAGACUUAACUCUGAAUUAUGGCCUUGUUGUAGACUGUGGCAGCAGUGGCUCCAGGAUUUUUGUUUAUUUCUGGCCACGUCAUAAUGGGAAUCCACACGAUUUACUGGAUAUCAAACAGAUGAGAGAUCGUAACAGCCAACCAGUGGUUAAAAAAAUCAAACCAGGGAUUUCUGCAAUGGCAGAAACUCCAGAACAUGCCAGUGAUUACCUUCGCCCUCUUUUGAGUUUUGCUGCUGCCCAUGUGCCUGUGAAGAAACACAAAGAGACACCCCUGUAUAUCCUGUGCACAGCGGGCAUGAGACUUCUUCCAGAGAGGAAGCAGUUAGCAAUACUGACUGAUCUAGUAAAAGAUUUGCCCUUGGAGUUUGAUUUCCUCUUUUCCCAGUCUCAAGCAGAAGUAAUCUCUGGAAAACAAGAAGGUGUUUAUGCAUGGAUUGGUAUCAACUUUGUUUUGGGAAGAUUUGACCAUGAAGAUGACACAGAAGUCCUGGGUCCUCAGGAAUCAGUACCUGGACGUAAGAGGACAGUAGGGAUACUAGAUAUGGGAGGAGCCUCUCUCCAAAUUGCUUAUGAGGUCCCUACCUCUCCUACUUUUCUUCCUCCAGAACAGGAAGAAGCUGCCAAAGUCCUGUUAGCUGAAUUCAAUCUGGGUUGUGAUGUACAGCAUACAGAACAUGUCUAUAGGGUCUACGUCACCACUUUUCUGGGCUUUGGGGGCAACUUUGCCCGGCAACGCUAUGAAGAUAUGGUGCUGAAUGAAACCUUUACCAAAAAUAGGUUACUGGGCCAGCAGACAGGUUUAACUCCAGAAACUCCCUUCCUGGAUCCCUGCCUGCCUGUGGGCCUUGAGGAUGUGGUGGAGAGGAGCAGCCAAGUCCUAUAUAUCAGAGGAAAAGGAGAUUGGCUUACAUGCGGGGAAAUGUUGCACCCACUGCUGUCCCGGGCGAACACCAGCCAGGCCUCUCUGAAUGGCAUCUACCAGUCCCCAAUUGACUUCAACAACAGCGAGUUCUAUGGCUUCUCUGAGUUUUUUUAUUGUACAGAAGAUGUAUUACGCAUUGGUGGUCGCUACCAUGGGCCAACCUUUGCCAAGGCUGCACAGGAUUACUGCAGUAUGGCAUGGCCUGUACUAAGUCAGAGAUUCAAGAAUGGCCUCUUCUCAUCACACGCAGACCAGCACCGACUUAAAUAUCAGUGUUUUAAGUCAGCCUGGAUGUACCAAGUUCUUCACAAAGGAUUUCACUUCCCUUAUAAUUACUCGAACCUGCAAACUGCCCAGUUGGUGUAUGACCGGGAGGUGCAGUGGACCCUAGGAGCCAUUUUGUAUAAAACACGUUUCCUACCACUCAGGGAUCUACGCCAGGAGGGUGUCCGGCAGGUUCACAAUGGCUGGUUGCGUCUCUCCUUUGUGUACAACCACUAUCUUUUCUUUGCCUGUAUCCUGGUGGUGCUUCUGGCUAUCAUCUUAUACCUUCUUCGGCUGCGCAGGAUUCACCGUAGACAAACUGGAGCCUCCGCCCCCCUAGAUCUGCUGUGGAUAGAAGAGAUGGUGCCUAUCAUCGGGGUGCAGGUGGGACCAUGAUGUCUGCUCCAGGACCAAAGCAACUCAAGAACCAGAGAACUGAAGCUCAGGGCGUCCUGGGCCCAUCCUCAGUCUGCCUCAGAGGCUUCUUCGGUGAUCCCAGGCUACUGUUGUUGUGUUUUCACCUCUUCCUUCCCAAGGCCAGCUAUCCAAGAGAAGCCAUGACCCGAUCUGUGAAGUUAUGUAGCUGAGACGCUCUGGUCUGAUACGAGGCACUCAGCCUUCCUCUCUCUGCCUGAUGGCCACAAGAUGUCCUUCUGCCCCUUUGAUCAGGGAGGGUUUGGUAUUGGAGGAACAGUAUCCAUGGACUAUACCCAGCCCUCACUUCCCUAGAUAAAGAAGGGAGUGUGUGGCCCUGGGCGAGAGGAUACUGGAACUUGAGGCAGCUGAUACCAGGCCUGAUCGAUUUAGGAAGUGUGGCAGGCUUUUCUUUCUCUGUAACAGAGAAAUCCCAUAUGUGGAGAUCCACAGCUUUUAAUAAUGAUCCAAGGAUCUUUUGUGCCCGUGGACCAGCAGAACUUCUAGGAAAUUGAAAUAACACAAGUGAAUUCUCUUUUUACUCAGCAGUGAAGCUCUCAUAGGGUUGCCUAAGGCCUCUGGCCCAGGCUUGCUGCUAACGUGACUUACAUGGGAUAUGCCCAUUCUAAGGGGCCCAUCAAAGACUUGGGUUUCUUGUCUGCUUGACGCAGAUCAAUUUUGUCCAUAUCGAUUUGUUGAAAUUGUUGAAAAGACUAAAACUCGGCAUUAUUUUUGCUUCUUGAGCCUUAAAUAUGCUUGUGGGACUCUAGAAGCUGUGAUAACGCAGGGCCCUCAGGUUUGGUUUUGUUUUUAAGUUAAGGUUCCUGUCCCCCCCAAACCCAUUGAAUCUGAGCCUUUGUACCUGGAUUCUCAGUUGCCACUUCAUUCACUGCCUACAUAGAUGUAUAGGGUCAGAAGGGAUGUGUUUGUGUAGAAGGGUAGGGAAGUGUCAGGAUUUGGGGGGGGGGGGGAGGGAAGCAGUAAAAGUCAUUUUUUAAACAGUUCUAGUUUUUGCCUUCAGGAUUUUCUGGAGGUAGCAGAAUUGGAGGCAGGAAGGUCUGAUCUGGCCAGUUUUGAUCAUUCUCUAAAAGACCUCCUCCCCACUCCAACAGCUCUACCAACAUUUCAUGAAUAAGGAUAAGAAAAGGGCAGCAAUAAUUAGACUAGACUGUUAGAGCCAAAAGGGCAGGCUUUUAUAGGAUGUCAUGGAAUGACAGUUUUUAAUCAGUUCUCCUUAGGCACCUUUGGUUUGCCUGUUCUUGCAACCUUUGACAAUUUAUUCCCCUCAGUUUUUCUUACGAAAUCACCUCUUUACUUUUGAUCUUCCCCCAUAAGCCAUUCUGACUUUCCCUUCCCACAAUUUUUUUCUUGGUUUCCCUUUCACUUAGCAUGAGUAAAAAAAAAGAUCCCUAAAUUAAACAGCAAUUUCAGUGGGUACAAUGGUGGAAAUAUACCUGCUUGCUUGGAGAGAACUGGAGGCAAAAGGGUUCCAGACAUGCCUCAAAUUGAUGUUUUAGUUAAUAGAGAAGGCAAAGAUCUCCAUGUUUCUUUCAGGGAAAUGUUAAAUGAACCUAAUACAGGGAUUCUUUAGCUUUCUUUGGAAAUAUUUCCUACACUACAUUAGGCUUAUAUUAAUACUCUGUCUCAAUUUGAGUCUUUUUUCCACCAUUUCUUUGCUUUAUAUUUUAUAGUAAAAACAUAUUUGGUUGAGAUUUAAAAACACAGAAAUAUGUUAGAGGUCAGGGUGGGGCAGUGAAUUGGCACCAAUCCAGUUGCAUUUUUCUUUCCUGCCUUGGCCUCCAAGUGUUUAGAAUGCUGUCUAAUCAACUGCCAAUAAAUCACAUUCAAUACAUAAGGUAUUUGGGGGUGAAGGGUAUGGAAAGGGGGAAAACAUUAAAUACAGGAAAGCAUUUAUGUGUGUAUAGCUAAUAUGCUUCACUGUGAUCAUUGCUUAGGCUAAAUACAUUUUAUCAUGUUUUUUGUGUAAAUUAUCCUUCAUAUUAUUGAUUUAUUGGAAAUGAUUUUUGGAUUUUUUGAGUAUGUGUUUUUUAAUUACAAGGUCUGGGACCAAUUGUAUUCUCAUUCUCAAGUAAGUUAUUACUCUUAAAUUGUGUGAAAUACAGAUGGAAAAAAAUCUAACUGUUCUCUCUCAAAACUACCCAAAACACUUUUAAUAGUUGCUAUUGGCAUUUUAUCUAGCACUUCAUUCCUUUGCCUUUUCUGUUGUCCCUUUAUCAGGUUCCAAAUGACCUUUUUAGAGUCGCCCAAAGACCAUCACUUCCUUGACAACAUAGCUAUGCUUGUUUGCUUUCUCAGGACUUGAUCAUUUCUGUUGUUUAUACAGGUUAGCUUAGCUUUCAGUAUCUUCUCUCCCCAAUUCUGCCCCUCCAUCUUUCAGUCUUUUUGCAUUUUUCUUCCACUUGGAUACCUAUAAUUGGAAUUUUUCUCCCCAUGAAAAGAAAUAGCUUUAUCAAAUUCAAGUUUUUUCACUUAACUAAUUUUAAUAUGAUCUUUACCAUUAUUGAUUCAGGCCAAAUCCCAUUACAACACAUUUUAUUGUUUAAAAAAAUUGUAAUGGCAUUUGCAUAUCUCAGGAUAACAAAGUUUUUAUAUUUUGAAUAAUUAAAUACAAUAUAUCCAUUUGCUCUUCA
Messenger RNA from Monodelphis domestica (gray short-tailed opossum), 5126 nucleotides. RefSeq names its product ectonucleoside triphosphate diphosphohydrolase 7 (gene ENTPD7). Gene Ontology annotation, biological process: UDP catabolic process; CTP metabolic process. NCBI's taxonomy places the organism in Eukaryota, Metazoa, Chordata, Mammalia, Didelphimorphia, Didelphidae. Gene Ontology annotation, cellular component: membrane; Golgi apparatus. Gene Ontology annotation, molecular function: GDP phosphatase activity; ribonucleoside triphosphate phosphatase activity; UDP phosphatase activity. The record is from RefSeq and is a predicted model, not a curated record.